ACCAAAAUUUGGUAGUGACUUCUAAAGUCCUAACCUCAACUUUAUUUUCAAAAUGUUAAAUUCUCUCGUACGUAGAUCAUUAUUGAGAAAAGUCCCCGUGCAACCGAUAAUUUUGCCUGUAGCCCAUCUGUCACUGGAAACACAACCUCUGGAACGGUUGCAAUCUUUUCGCACUUCCGAAAACAACCCGUUAAACCACUCGGAUGACCACAUCGGGCAGUUCUACACCAUCCCAUCGGAACACAAAAAGAAGCUAUUCCUUUAUGGAGGACUACCCAGAUCGUACGACACUCAGACGAAAACCUUCAACGAAUCGUGCCUAAUGAUUCGAAAACCCUCCGUAGACGUUAUCAACUGCUUAAGGCACGUCGACUACUCAAAGCCCGCGGUACGUUUCAUCCUGUACGGCAAAAAGGGCCAGGGUAAAAGUCUGUCGUUGGCACACAUAAUUCACUAUGGCUACUCGGCCGGAUUUCUCAUAGUACACGUGCCUUGGGUCGGCGGUUGGCUGCGAAGAUGCCAAGAGUCUAGCAUAUCCGAGUUCAAGCCGGGCUGUAUCGACACAAACUUGGACGCGGCUGCCUGGUUAGUUCACUUUAAACACCAAAACUCGCACUUACUCGACAAUCCUGAUCUGCGAACGACGCAGGAUCACGUCUGGAGCAAACGCGAGUCUACACCGAAGGAUGUGCCGCUCGGCGAGCUCGUCGAUCACGGAAUUAACAGGAUUAAGUUCGCAUCGCAGUGCAUCGUCGUGCUCGCCGAGGAGAUUAAGCAGUUGUCCAGAGAAGGAAAGUGUAAAACUCUAGUCGUCGUCGACGGAUUUAACGGGUUUUUCUACCCAAACACCCGGAUUCUCACGGAGAAGAAGGAGGUGGUGCAUCCCAAGAAUGUUACGGUCACCGAGGCAUUUCUCAACCUUAGUAGGUUUGACUGGAAGAACGGAGCCGCGGUCGUGACGGUCGACGAAUUGGCGAUUGCAGAAAAGGAUCACAUCAGCCACUUCCCCCGGUACUUGCUGGGCCGCGACGGUUUCGAGCACAUGGAUCCGUUUGUGCCGGUCGCGGUACCGACCUACACGAAGUUGGAGUUUACGAGUUGCAUGGAUUACUAUCGCGAACGGCGAUGGGUGCUCCCCCUCGAUGGCCAGGAUGAGGAGUUACAGUUUCUCAGCGCGAUGAAUCCGUAUCGUCUUAUGCUGUUGUGCAAUUCGGUUUAGAAUUAGCUAAUUUAAGGAAAUAUACAGAUUCUUUUAA
Molecule: messenger RNA, 1256 nt
Organism: Photinus pyralis (common eastern firefly)
Lineage: Eukaryota; Metazoa; Arthropoda; Insecta; Coleoptera; Lampyridae
Gene: mRpS29
Product: 28S ribosomal protein S29, mitochondrial
Exons: 2
Coding region: 53-1219 (388 amino acids)
Biological process (GO): apoptotic process
Cellular component (GO): mitochondrial small ribosomal subunit; mitochondrial ribosome
Molecular function (GO): structural constituent of ribosome
Source: RefSeq, a predicted model, not a curated record